Molecule: messenger RNA, 1371 nt
Organism: Aegilops tauschii subsp. strangulata
Lineage: Eukaryota; Viridiplantae; Streptophyta; Magnoliopsida; Poales; Poaceae
Product: cytosolic sulfotransferase 12
Molecular function (GO): sulfotransferase activity
Source: RefSeq, a predicted model, not a curated record
GCAAGGGGAUUAUCAAUUAUUGUAUCCAAACAGAUCUAGAAGAGAAGCUGAUCUUCUCCUUCCUUCGGCACCCUCUCCUUCCCUGAUCCACCUACUACUCCUUCUCUCUUCCUCCUAGAUCCUGAUCGGGUACGUUACAGACGCGCUGGCCAUGGCUUCCCCUCGCCAUCGCCAGGACGGAGACGGACCACACGACGGCGCGCCGACGUACGCCGGCAUGGCGAAGCUGGUGCCGGCGCUCCCGCUCGAGACGCGGUGCCCGCCGUUCGCGCUGCGGCGCUACGGCGGCUUCUGGCUGCCGGAGGCGGCCCUGCGGCGCGGCCUCCCGGCGUUGCACGCCGGGUUCGCGCCCAGGCGCGCAGACGUGCUCCUCGCCAGCUACCCCAAGUCCGGCACCACCUGGCUCAAGGCCCUCGCCUUCGCCACCGUCCGCCGCGCCGUGCACCCGCCUUCUUCCAUCGACCACCCGCUCCGCCGUCGCAACCCGCAGGACUGCGUCCCGUUCCUCGAGUUCGACUUCGACCACGGGGACAUGGCCGAGCUCGAGGCGCUCCCUUCCCCGCGGGUGCUCGCCACGCACCUCCCCUACUCGCUCCUCCCCGACCGCGUCGUCGCCGACGACGGCGCGCGGAUCGUGUACGUCUGCCGGGACCCCAAGGACGCGCUGGUCUCCUCGUGGCUCUUCACCAGGAAAGCGUCGCCGAGUGUCGGAGUGGACUCCGACUCCUACUCGCUGCAGGAGGCGGCCGAGCUUUUCCGCGAGGGCCGGUGCUUCUACGGCCCUCAGUGCCGGCACGUGCUCGAGUACUGGGACGCGAGCCGCCGUCCCUUCGGCGGCGGCGAGGUGCUGUUCCUGAGGUACGAGGAGAUGCUGCGCGACCCGGCGGGGAGUCUGAAGACGAUGGCGGAGUUCAUGGGAUGCGGCUUCUCCGAGGAGGAGGUGGCGCGAGGGGUGGUGGACGAGAUCGUGGACCUGUGCAGCCUGGAGAAGCUGAAGAACAUGGAGGCCAACAGGGACGGGCGGCGGAACGCGUCGGGCAUCAGGAGCGACUCUUUCUUCCGGAAGGGGGUCGCCGGGGACUGGAGCAGCCACAUGUCGCCGGAGAUGGGGAAGAUGCUGGACGAGGCCGUCGAGGAGGCACUCCAGGGGUCUGGGUUCAGCUUCUCUGGCUGAGCUCCGGCGAGCACUGGCCAGGGCGGUAGUGCGGGGCAAACAACAAUGUCAUUGCAAAGCACGGCUUGGAACACAUGUUUUGUGGCGAUCCAUGGAUUUAAGGCGCGAGUUUGAUUCCAGUUUCUUGCUCGAAAGUUGAUUGUCUUGUAAGUUCAAACAGUAGUUUGAUAACUCAUUCCAAAUGUUUCUUUCCCAAA